Messenger RNA from Closterium sp. Naga37s-1, 5904 nucleotides. Lineage: Eukaryota; Viridiplantae; Streptophyta; Zygnematophyceae; Desmidiales; Closteriaceae. The record is from the annotation of a GenBank genome assembly.
AUGAAGUCGCGGAUUCGUUAUUGCGGGAUUCGUUAUUGCGUUGAGACCACCAUUGAGGCGCGUCCAGGUCCUUCUCUCCUCCCCUCCUCUCCUCUCCUCGCCACCGGUUAUCACUCAUUUGCCGCGUCGCUAGGACCCAUGCCGGCUUUCCUCCCACCCCUCUUCUUCCGCCGGCCGGGACUCCAGCCGGCAGCAUCUGCACCAAUCGCUGCUCCCGGAACCUCCUUUCGCGUCUUCCAGCCAAUCACGCCCAGCCGACGUGGCAGCGCUCCCGCGGCGCCAGCGCCAGCGGGCGGUACGCUGCCGCGUGGCCCGGGGGCUGUCCACGUGGCACAAGUCGUGCUGCUGGUCGUCGUCGCUGCCGCGCUCAUCGCGUGCGACGUGUGGGGGCUGCACCCGUGGAACAGGAACGUCGCACAGGUCGCACAGGUGGCUCCUAAUGGGCAGGAGGAGUCGCAGGUGGGGCAUCGAGGGGCGGGCGAGGGCGGAGAAAUCGGCGGAGAUGGCGGCGUUAGCGGUGGCAGUAGCGGUGGUGACAGUAACGGUGGUGAUAGCACGUGGGACAGCAGCAGCGGUGUGGAGUACAGAGGGGCGCCGUGGAAGGCUGACGUGGGGCGGUGGCUGCUGGCGUGUGGCGACCAGCUGCCGCCCGUGACUGUAGGCGAGGCGCUCUUCUCCCAGGCGUGUCCCGGCAACUGCAGUGGCAACGGCGUGUGUAAGCACGAGCUGGGGGACUGCAGGUGCCGACACGGGUUCUCAGGCCCUGACUGCUCGCAGUUGCACCUGCACCAGUGCAACCUGCCCGCGUCACCCGAGUGGCCCGUGGGUACCUGGGUGGCGUCCAUCUGCCCGGCUCACUGCGACACCUCCACCGCCCUCUGCUUCUGUGGGAAUGGCACGCGAUUCCCCCACCGCCCCAUCACCCACCCCUGUGGCUUCGUAUACAGGAGCCACGACUUUGUUUACAGCGAGGUGGACACGGUCCUGCUCUUCCAUGCCCACACCGGCUACUGCAACGCAGACCCGCGAGUGGGCUUUCAGCGCGACUAUACGGGUGCUCUCUGCACGGCUCCUGCCACAGAGGAUACUGCCAGGUGCGUGGGCAAACCCCCAGUGGGCUCUCAAUGCCUGGGCUUUCAGCGGGACUACACGGGGUGUGGCGUGUGCGACGUGGACGGGUACUUAGGGCCCUUCUGUGACGUGCGUGUGGAGUCAUUCUGUGCUAACCAGUGCUCGCUGCAUGGGUCCUGCCACAGAGGGUACUGCGAGUGGGACUACACGGGGUGCAGCAUGUGCGAUGUGGACGGCUUUCUGGGCCCCUUCUGUGACGUGCGUGUGGAGUCAUUCUGCCUCAACCAGUGCUCGCUGCACGGCUCCUGCCACAGAGGGUACUGUGAGUGUGCCGUCCGCCUCUCUCCUGGGCUCUCUACUCUGCCCCGAUUCACUUGUUUACAUUCUCUGUCCCAUCCCAUCCACUCCUCCCUCCAGUGUUCGCACGGUUUCUUUGGCAUGGACUGCAGUGUGCCGUCCGCCUUCACGCCUCGUGCACUCUUCAACCACCCAUCUGCAUCGCUCCAGCUGGAUUCGCCGCCCGCUGACGUGGCAUCAACGGCUGUCGAUGCACCGUUGGCCGGCACAGAUGGGGAAAGAGGCAGCAGAAGCAGCGUUGGAGACCCGUAUGAUGAAUCCAUUGUCACACCUGGCGAUGCUGCAGGCAACACCCCUCCUGGGGAUGUGCAGCGCCGCCGUGUGCUGCAUGGUGCAGGCAGGGAGGACACGCAUCACGGGCCACAGGCUCGUCUUGGUGCUGCUUCUGCUGCCGGUGCUACUGAUGGUGGUGAUGCUGCUGCUGCUGCUGCUGCUGCUGCUGCUGCUACUGCUACUGCUGCUGCUGCUGCUGCUGCAGGCGCCAAGUCAGGGUGGCAGAGGAGGGUGGUGAACCUGGCAGCGCAGCGGCAGGUGAAGCCAUUCGUGAGGAGGCAGUGGGAGCAGCGGCGGGGCAGGGCGGCAGUUGGCAGCAGCAGCAGGCGGUGGGUGCGGCGGAGGCGGCCGUUGAUCUACGUCUAUGUUCUGCCGGGAGAGUUCACAUUCCACCAUCUUGAGGCAAGGAAGAUCCGCGCCUACUGCACCACGCGGCUGUAUGGCAUGAGGAACGAGACCCUCUACAACCACUUCCAGCUCUAUGGCAUGGAGGUGAGCAGUGGGCACAUUCAGGUGGCAGUGUUAGAGUCACUGCUGGCCAGCCCCCAUCGCACCACCAAUGCUACGGCAGCCGAUUACUUCUUUGUGCCUGUCAUGGGUGCAUGCAUCACUGCGCGCGCUGACGACUCGCCCGCCACCUCCAUGCAGGUGGCAGUGUUAGAGUCGCUGCUCGCCAGUCCACAUCGCACAACCAAUGCAUCGGCAGCCGACUAUUUCUUUGUGCCCGUCAUGGGUGCGUGCAUCACUGCACGCGCUGACGACUCGCCUGCCACCUCCAUGCAGGGCAAGUUCAAGAACCGUCGGUCAUAUUUCGCAGCAGACUACUACCAGCAAGCACUGGAGCACAUCCGAUCUGCCUACCCUUUCUGGAACACAACACACGGCCGCGACCACAUCUGGUCCUUCCCCUGGGACGAGGGAGCGUGCAGCGCCCCUAAAGACGUGUUUAACGGCAUCAGGCUAUCUCACUGGGGCAACACUAUGGCCGCCCACAACCACUCCACCACUGCCUAUCUCCUCGACAGCUGGCACGACAUCCCGCCAUCCCUGCGCGGGCGGCACCCGUGCUUCGACCCGCUAAAGGACGUGGUCAUGCCGGCCUUCAAGCCGCCCAAUGUGGCGCACCUCAGGGGGCGGCUGUGGCUCAAUCCAGUGGAGCAACGGAAGCGUUUGUUCUUCUUUGGAGGCAACUUGGGGCUCAACUUCUCCAACGGCCGCCCAGAGGCCAACUACAGCAUGGGCAUCCGGCAGCGAGUGGCGCUCUACUUUGCAUCGCAGCCCAACCGGCACGGCCACGUGGGGCUGCUGUCUAGACCUGAUGUGCUCGUGCUGCCAGGGCCCGUCCCUGAUUAUGCACUGCAGCUAUCACAGGCGCGAUUCUGCGGGGUGUUUCCGGGGGAUGGCUUCAGUGCGCGCAUGGAGGACAUGCGAAUAGCAGAAGCUGACAUCCCCAACCUCGUCACCGUUCUCAACUCCUUCUCAUCCCGCCAAGUGCGGGCCAUGCAGCGGGCGGCGAGCCUUGUCUGGAUGCGGUGGUUUUACCGGUCGGCGGUGCUGCUGGAGGCGGGGCGGCAGAGAGCGCAGGGGAAGGAGGUGGGGGAGUGGGUGGCGGAUUUGGAGGGCAUGGAGGGGGAUGAUGCGGUCGACACACUUCUGCAGACCAUUUCAGGUCCGUCAAAUUCCUCUCAACCUCCGUUUCCUCCCCCUUUUUUCCCACACCUUUCCCUCCUUCCCCCUUCCUUCCUGGCUUCCCCCUUCCCUCCUCUGCCUGGGCAUUCAUGGGGUCACGCACAGCAACCCCAGUCUUGGAAGGCGCUGCGGUGGGUUGUAGCGGCGCUCUACCUCGCCGCUACAGCCGAUUUGACUCAAACUCCCCCCAAUCCACGCCCCCCUCUCCCCCCGGCCAAACUGGCCAUGCUACAGCAACCCCAGUCGUGGACGGCGCUACGGUGGGUUGUAGCGGCCCUCUACCUCGCUGCUACAGCUGUCUUCUGCUGGGCGGCGGGCCGCACUGUAGCUGCCAGGCUGGCAAGCCGGCCGGCCUCGGUGGAGCAGUUUCUGGAGUUUGCUAUUCCAGAGCCCACCCCUGAAAACGUCCGCCUUGUGCGGGAGCAGCGGUGGCGUGCGCAGGCGCCACGAGGGCUAUCGGUGGUGAAGUGGAGGAUGGACCGAGACGGGCGGUGGGAGAAGGACCCUUCCUUCGUGGGUGAAACCGCAUGGCAGGAUCAAGGCUCUCUGGACCGAUCCACGGCCACUGGGCUGCUGACACGUGGCAGUGAGGAUGCUGGUGCCACGAGCAGCAGUGCCACAACUACUGCUGCUGUUUCUGCUGGUGCGGCUGCCAGCAGCAGCAAGGGCGGGUGGAGGGAGCGGUUGCAGCGGUGGGAGGAGGCCGUGGUGGAGGGCGAUAUCAAGGACCUGUUUGAAGAGCCCUCCAGCCGCUACGAGUACGUGUACGACUGGGAUCUGAUCAAGGCGCAGCAGGAGGAGGAGAUGUCGAGGCGCGCAAGGGGGGAGGGCGAGGCGGACAGCCCGGCGGUGUGGCUGCAGCGGCGGUGGUGGAAGCACCGACCGGGCAUGCCGUACGUGUGGCUGCUGCACAAGAUACAGACGAACGAGGUGGACGCUGCUGUGUUUACCGCUGACAUGCGCCGGCUCUACGUCACCAUGAAGGACGGGUUUCCCGCCGAGUUCAAGGUGGACAUUCCAAUCGACCCCUUCCUCUACCCCUCGCUGCUGCUCAAGGGAGUCAACGUGGAUAUGCUGCCACGCUCGCGCCUCUUCUUCCUGCGCGGGGUGGCCGCCCUGCUGCCCUCGCUGCUGCUGCUGGGCGGCAUCGGGGCGGCGCAGACCGUCUUCAAGAGGCGUGUGGACGAGAAGAUCCAUGAUUACAUUUACAUGGACAGGUCGCAGCUGCUGCUGCCGGAGGACGUGCACAGGGAGGGCCAGCGCAGUGCGUACGACGAUGUGGUGAUGGCGGAUGACAUAUGGGAGGUGCUGGAGGAGGUCAUGGCGUACAUGCGCGACCCCAUGCUCUUCCACUCGCAGGGCAUCAAGCUUCCCCGAGGCAUCUUGAUCAGCGGGCCACCGGGCACAGGCAAGACGCUGUUGGCACGGUCCAUUGCACGCGAGUGUGGGCUGCCGUUUGUGUUCACCUCUGGGGCGGAGUUUGUUGACUCCACCUCUGAGAGUGGGCUGGACAAGGUUUUCAACAUCUUCUUCACUGCGCGCGCCAAUGCGCCAGCAUUCCUGUUUGUGGACGAGAUCGAUGCCCUGGCAGGCAAGAGUGUGCUAAAGGACCCGGAGAGGCGCGACGUGUAUGAGGAGUUCCUGGCCGAGCUGGACGGCGAGGAGGAGCACACGGAUGUGGACCGCUUCUCGCUGCGGCAAUCGGUGAUCCUAAUCGCCGCAACCAAUCGACCGGACGAGUUGGACGAGGGGCUGACCAAGGCGGGUCGCAUCGACCGUGAGAUCCACGUGGGGCUGCCCAGUGAGGAGCAGCGCAUCGCCAUCUUUGGCGUGCACUCCCGGAACCGGUUGCUGGCUCUGUCAGUUGACUUCUCCAAGGUCGCCUUCCGCACGAUAGGCUUCUCAGGCGCGGACAUCCGCAAUCUGGUGAACGAGGCGGGCAUCAUGGCAGUGAGGCGCGGCCACACAGUGAUCGAGCAGGGCGACGUGGUGGCAGCGCUGGACAAGCAGCUCUUCGAGAGCCUUGGGAUCUCCAUGACUGACGACGAGCAGCAGAGACUGUUUGCCAAGGUCCCAGCGGAGGUGAGGAGGGUGCUGGCAGUUCACGAGGCGGGCCACGUGCUGCUCUCACACCUCUUCCCCGCCUUUGACUGGCACGCCUUCACCCACAUCCUCCCCGGCGGCCAGGAGCGGGCACUGUCGGUGUUCUACCCGCGGCAGGAGAUGCUACUCAAGGGCAGCACGAGCAUCGGGUACCUACACAUGCAGAUGGUGGUGGCGCAUGGCGGCAUGUGUGCCGAGCGCCUUGUGUUUGGCGACGAUCACGUCACGGACAACGGCCAGGACGACCUCAUGAAACUCUCGCAGAUCGCACGCGAGAUAGCAAGCAGCCAUGCGAAUCCGCGGUUUGGGCUGAUGCCCAUCACCAUGCACCCCAUCAUGGAGCCGCCGGGCUUCCCUGAUGAAGUCGAGCUCAUUCCCUCCUCUGUACGUUUGGGUCUGGGGUUUGGGUAG